This is a messenger RNA of Taeniopygia guttata (zebra finch), 1416 nucleotides long. It is a transcript of the gene TPPP3, whose product is annotated as tubulin polymerization promoting protein family member 3. Gene Ontology annotation, molecular function: tubulin binding. Gene Ontology annotation, biological process: positive regulation of protein polymerization; microtubule bundle formation; microtubule polymerization. Lineage: Eukaryota; Metazoa; Chordata; Aves; Passeriformes; Estrildidae. Gene Ontology annotation, cellular component: microtubule. The record is from RefSeq and is a predicted model, not a curated record.
CCUCCCGUGCCAUGGCGGCGCCUUAAACGGCGGCGGCGGCCGCCCCGCCCGCCUCGCAGCGCGGCGCCGGCAGGGGAGCGGGUGACCGGGAGGUGCUGCCAACACCCCGAUCCUGCUGCAGAGCCUCCACCCUCGCCAGCCUUCCUCCUCCUCCUCCUCCUCCUCCUCCUCCUCCUCCUGCUGCCCUCGAGGGUCUCCGAGCAGCCAGCUGAGCUCUGCCCUGCAGCCAGCAGGAGUCUGGGUGUGCCGGGCCCUCUGCCCCCAUCCUGCAGCCCCAUGGCCGGGAAUGCUGAGAUGGCAUCCCUGGAAGAGAGCUUCCGCAAAUUCGCCAUCUACGGUGACACCAAGGCCACGGGGCAGGAGAUGAACGGGAAGAACUGGGCUAAGCUGUGCAAAGACUGCAAAGUCACCGAUGGCAAAAGCGUCACCAGCACCGACGUGGACAUUGUCUUCUCCAAGGUGAAAGGGAAGACAGCUCGUGUCAUCAACUACGAGGAGUUCAAGAAGGCGCUGGAGGAGUUGGCCCCCAAGAGGUUUAAGGACAAGAGCAAAGAGGAGGCGUAUGAAGCCAUCUGCCAGCUGGUGGCAGGGAAGGAGCCCAUUAACGUGGGUGUCACGAAAGCCAAGACAGUAGGAGCCGUGGAGAGGCUGACGGACACCUCCAAGUACACGGGCUCCCACAAGGAGCGCUUCGACGAGAGCGGCAAGGGCAAGGGCAAGAGCGGGCGGGAGAACAUCGUGGACAACAGCGGCUACGUCAGUGCCUACAAGAACGCGGGCACCUACGACUCCAAAGUCAAAAAGUAGGGACGGUGCCCGUGGCGCCACCGCCCCGGUCCCUGCGCGCCGGCCGUGGGGUCGGUGCCAGCCCUGGGACGUGCCCGGGCUGCCGGGAUGUCGGGAUGCCCCCGGGGGGAACCGGGGAAGCCGCCGGGCCGCGUCCCACCUGUGCGUGACCCCCCGCCCCUCCCGUGUCCCCCGUGCUGUCACCCGGCCCCACACGUACUAACAGCGCUGCUCCUCAGGGCUCCCCUGCCCCGCCGGCACCCAGACCUUCCCUACCUCAGCCCCGCCUCUGGGGCACCCUCCCUCGUCCCACCGGGGACCGCCGCCUGUCCUGCCCUCCCGGGGACCUGCCUUAACCCCGCCGCAGUCCCGCCACGGCCGCCUCCUCCCGCCGCCCUCGCCCCGAGGCUGCCGGGCCCUGCCGCCGGCCCAGCUCCGCGGGAGGAGCCGCCGGGAUGUCCCCGGGCCAGCCCAGGAUGCGCCCCGGCAGAGUUUGGUGUCGCCCGGCCAUCGACAAAGGUCUCCGACCUGAACCCCCGUGGCCUCCCCGCUCCCUUCGCGAAGCCCAAACCAAAGGAUGCUGCAGGCCCGCGCUGUAACCGGCUCUGCAAUAAACCCCGUCCGCACUGA